UCUCCCAUCGCUAACCCAGCUGUUUUGGCGGCAUUCACGUUAGGAUAAUACGCAACAACUUCUCAGUUAAGCUUAUUUAUAAUGUGCAGCUAUUGUUAAGUUAAGUUUAGUUGGACUAAAGUAUUAUUAUGACGGAUAAAAGCGCAUUAACUGAGGCAUUGGAAAAGUUCUUUGGCCACAAAUGCUUCAAAUCAGAGCUGCAGGAACGAGCUAUCACAUGCGCUGUGAAAAAGAAAAAGGAUGUUUAUGUGUCGAUGCCCACGGGAUCGGGCAAAUCGCUAUGCUUCCAGCUGCCAGGCUUGAUGUGCGAGAAUCAGUUGACAAUCGUUUUCUCCCCUCUGCUAGCAUUGAUCAAAGAUCAGAUCGACCACCUGGCCAAACUCAAGGUGCAGGCAGACUCGCUUAACUCCAAGAUGAGUACCAAGGAGCGCGAACGUGUCAUCAUGGAUUUGCGUGCUGUCAAGACCAAGAUCAAAUUUCUGUAUAUAACGCCGGAGCAAGCGGCCACCAAGUUCUUUCAGGAGCUACUCCACUCACUUUACAAACACAAUAAGCUCGCAUAUUUUGCAGUGGACGAGGCACACUGCGUCUCCCAGUGGGGUCACGACUUUCGACCCGACUAUCUAAAGCUUGGCGAGCUGCGGACCAAGUAUCCAGACGUCGUUUGGUUAGCUCUGACAGCGACCGCUUCGAAGGAGGUGCGCGAGGAUAUUUAUAAGCAGUUGCGGUUGCGCCAACCCGUGUCCCAAUUUUGUACUCCCAGCUUCCGAUCCAAUCUCUACUACGAUAUUGUAUACAAGAAUUCCAUUGAGGAUGAUUUUCAGCAUUUGGCCACAUUUGCAAAGCAUUGCUUUGGCAAUGAAUCCGAGUUUAAGGCCAUGCCUAAAUCAAAGCGAGGUUGCGGCAUCAUAUACUGUCGCACUCGAGAUCAGGUGGAACGCGUCGCUGUGGGUGUCUCGAAGCAGGGUGUCGGUGCCGUGGCCUAUCAUGCUGGACUAAAGACAGCAGAGCGCACAGAGGUACAGGAGUCUUGGAUGCGUGGGGAUCAGCCCAUCAUUUGUGCAACCAAUAGCUUUGGAAUGGGUGUCGAUAAGCCCAGCGUGCGCUUCGUUAUCCACUGGGAUGUGCCGCAAAAUGUGGCCGCCUACUAUCAGGAAUCGGGUCGCGCAGGACGCGACGGCCUUCAAUCGUUUUGCCGUCUUUACUAUGGCCGCGAGGAUGUACGCUCCAUCCGCUUUCUCCUGCAAAACGAUGUGCAGCGAGCUCGCGGUCGUGCGGAUCGUGAGAUGCUCACGGAACGCGCUUUACGUCAAUUCGAGCGAAUUGUAAAUUUCUGUGAACAGAUUCGCUGCCGACACAAACUAUUUGCCGACUAUUUUGGAGAUCCCUCGCCCGCUUGCACGGCUCAGUGUGAUGUGUGCAAGCGACCGAAGCAAGCGGAAAAGGCGCUCGAGACAUUUCAGAAACUCUGCAUGGAUGCCACCUUCAAAUCGGACAUUUCAUUGCAGGAUUGCUCUGAUCUUUACGAGGGUGGUCGAGCGGGCAGCAAGCGAGCAGCCCAAGAUUAUGCCAGUGCUGAUUCGGACCAAGAGUCGGAGCAAAGUCACGCAGCUCAGGCAAAGCGGAUGAAAAAGGAAACCGAAAACUUUAUUCGCGAGCAGUUUAAGCUGCGGAAACAAUUAAGCUCAGCGCGCCAGCUAGAACAAGAAACAAGCACGCAAAUAUCACGUGUGCAGCAGGCGCAAUCGACGGAGACAAAAAUCAGUGGACUACAGCAUACGAGUCGAGAAAAAUACCUGGACGCCAUCAUCGAUGCACUGAAAGCGAAUGUGCAGAAGUGUGAAAAGGAAUCGGAUCAGCAGCCACGCAGCGCCUUAAGGCACAAUGACUAUGAGGCCAUGGCAGUGGAACUGGAAUACGAAGUAUUUCGGCAGCAGCGCGUUGCCAACAUGUAUCGACAUGCCCUGGCCAAGCAGCUGGCGAGCAUUAAACAACUAACUGCUAAGACAAUGCUAAUGCCGAUGAUUCUUGAAUAUGUGCCGCGACCGGAGACAAGCGCCAAGGGCGUCUGGACAGGUGGAAGUGUGGCCUAUUUUGAACGCAAACUUAGGGAUUUAGAGGAGCAGAAGCCACAGUCUAUGAAGGAGACACCAAAAGCGCUGCGCGAGCGCAAAGGCUUCAAAGAGGAUCAAGCCAAGCAAACAUCAAUUGCCAGUUUCUUUACCAAAGUCAAGCAAGAAGUUAAGGAGGACGAAAUAGCAGUGAGUCCAACGGAACCUUCUGUCACUGUUAAAACAGAGCCAGCAGAUGAUGCUGACAAUGGGCUACUGAAGGAUGUGGAGGAGAAUGACCGUAAAACAAGUACGGAAUUGCCAGCUCUUGAAACAAAAGUAAAGCAGGAACAAUUCAACGUUGCAGAAAGUCCGCUGAAUGACAAACAGUUGGAACUCGAGUUUGGAGACAGAAAAUAUAGACUAAUGUCAAAUGGCGAUGGUAGCUACGAUACGCAUCGAAAAGCGCGUGUUUCGCUCCUAGAACCAGUAACGGAAAAGAAGCCAGUAAAGCCUAAAGAGAACUUCAAAUUGAACUUUAGCAAAUUGGAAAGAGAAAAGAAUGAAAUCGAAGAGGAAAUGGAAACGAGCAUGGACUCAAUAGAAUUCACCACUGCUAAAAGAAUGAUGACAGAAACGAAGUCGGAACACGAGGUAGAUAAGAAGCUGCCAGAACUAAAAAAAGAAUCUUUGACACUUAACGGUGGCUUUCAGACUGCGAGACAAUUGCUAGAGCAAAAAAACAUGCAAGCGAAAAUUAAAGAAGAGCCACAGUUAGAGGAGUCUAGCGACUUGAGAAAGAAGCAAGCAUACAUUAAAGAUGAGCCACAUUUGAAGAAGUCGAAGGAAAUUAAGUCGCCGGUCUUACAGGAGAAGGCAAGAGAUGACUCUCUCAAGGAUAAGUCCUCUUCUCAGAUGAAAAAAAAACCGCAAGUCAAUCAGCAAAAGAACGAUGUUAGCAAAUCUGUGGUGCAGUGGCUAAAUCCCUAUUACAAGCGUAAAAUAGCCACCAGGGAGCUGUUUAAGGCGCUUGCAAAACUCAUCACGCAACGCAUUUGCGACGGCAGCCUGGGCAACGGCGAUGUGUGCAAGUGUUACAUUAAGGAAACAUUUCACAGCCUCAAGAUGAUCGAGAAUGAUCAGGACAUUGAGAAAUACUUUACAAUUUCUAUUAAAUGAGCAACAUCGAAUUUUGAUACUGCCUUUGCCUAUGUCCGCCAGCUCCUCGAAAUGUUGUUAUUAAUAUGUUAUCAGUUAUAGGAACUGUUUUUUGUUGUAUGUCGUUAAACCUACUGUAAAUAUUGAUAAUCACUUUUAAUCCUAAUGGAAACAGCUUACAAAAUUAUCAUUUCAAACGUUACAAAUAUCGCUUGGAAGCCAAGUUUAGAUUUUAAUGAUCGGUUAUAAGAUCCUACAGCAAAAUGCGCAUGUUUAAUUAAAAAU
This is a messenger RNA of Drosophila hydei, 3494 nucleotides long. It is a transcript of the gene RecQ5, whose product is annotated as ATP-dependent DNA helicase Q5. The record is from RefSeq and is a predicted model, not a curated record. Gene Ontology annotation, biological process: double-strand break repair via homologous recombination. Gene Ontology annotation, molecular function: nucleic acid binding; 3'-5' DNA helicase activity; ATP binding. Gene Ontology annotation, cellular component: chromosome; cytoplasm. Lineage: Eukaryota; Metazoa; Arthropoda; Insecta; Diptera; Drosophilidae. The coding region runs from base 129 to 3230 and encodes 1033 amino acids. The transcript is spliced from 5 exons.